GAAUGAUUAGAGAACCAUACGUAGUUGGUGCUUUAUAAAACUUGAGAAUUCAAUUAAUACUUAUUGUGGCUAUUAAAUUUCAUAAACUAAUGUGUUUGUCGUAAAGACAUUAUAAAGGACACCCAAAAUGGUUUUUAAAUUAUUGGUGAUAUUAACUACAAUGAUGACAGUUGCUGUCCAUGUCAUUUACGGAGUUGCUUCAUCAGCAUGCUACGGCACAGAUCCAAGCUGUGACUUUUACACGAUGCAAUGUGCGUCGCAACAAGUCAUCAGAAUACGCAACUUGUUUGUUGGAUAUAAAAAUACCACUGUUUACCCAAUAUGUGGCACCGAACAACACUGCUCGUCUUCCUCAAUUUGUUGUGCCUUGGGAGGAACCGAGAUAAGAGAAGAUUUUAAUCUAGAGAAUACAUACAAUACAUAUACGAACUGUUCUGGUAGACAGGGCUGUACGGCAAUCCAUCCCCCCUGGCAACAGCUCCAAACAACCGUUAAUGGUUUCACCAUUUAUUCGUCGUUUGUUCAUCUGGAAUAUGACUGUCAAGAAGUAUCAUCAAAAAUACCAUUAUGUGGCGGAUCUUCUAUAACCAGCUACGCUGAGAUUAUGUUUGACGGAUCCGUGGAGAACUUUGAUCCUUUAAAGGCCAGCAAAGAAUGUCGGUGCAAUGUCAGCAAUUUUGGAGAACAACAGAAUGUUAUAUUUACAACCUUAGACGUCCGACUGGAAAGCCAUUACAAACGAGAAAAUCAAACGUCUGCCGAUUGCUCUUCAGCCUUCUUUUCUUCAUACGUGCGAAGUGAAAAGUGCGUGGAGUCAGAUAAGCAUUACGCAGAUAACUUUUUUUAUGAAAGCAGUGGCAAUUCCCAGCAAACACUAAUUAUGCCACCAGGGAUGACGUCAUAUAUCAGAUUGACGGACAUACACGCAAACGGUGCACGGGACUCACCAGCAAUGGUUUGGAUUUCUUUAAAAG
Mercenaria mercenaria is the source of this 974-nucleotide messenger RNA. RefSeq lists its product as uncharacterized. NCBI's taxonomy places the organism in Eukaryota, Metazoa, Mollusca, Bivalvia, Venerida, Veneridae. The record is from RefSeq and is a predicted model, not a curated record. The transcript is spliced from 4 exons. The annotation marks the transcript as partial.